This is a messenger RNA of Theobroma umbraticum, 1700 nucleotides long. RefSeq names its product Pyridoxal phosphate (PLP)-dependent transferases superfamily protein (gene AGD2). Lineage: Eukaryota; Viridiplantae; Streptophyta; Magnoliopsida; Malvales; Malvaceae. The record is from RefSeq and is a predicted model, not a curated record. Gene Ontology annotation, biological process: biosynthetic process. Gene Ontology annotation, molecular function: pyridoxal phosphate binding; transaminase activity.
UUAGCUGAACACUAGGGUUUAGUCUUUGCUUUCCGCCGACCGUGAAAGGAAGCGGCUUUUCCAGUAUUUCCUGAAGAAAAUCUGAAAAUGUCUCUGAUGAGCAAUCUAUCAACUUCCAUGACUUCUUCAUCUUCCUCUGCUUUCUUAGCUCCAACCAGCUUCAAUUCAAGCAGGACCCAGAGGGUUUCAGUUCCAGUGAAAAGCUUUAAAAUAUGUAAAUGUGUUUCCACUCCUCUAGAACAGCAGCAGACUGAUUACAAAACAAAGGUGCCUCGCAAUUCAAACAUAGCCAAGCUUCAAGCUGGUUACCUGUUUCCAGAGGUUGCCAGAAGAAGGGCUGCACACUUACUGAAGUACCCAAAUGCCCAAGUAAUAAGUCUUGGAAUUGGUGAUACUACUGAACCUAUUCCAGAUGUUAUUACUUCUGCAAUGGCUAAGAGAUCUCAAGCAUUGUCUACACUGGAGGGUUACAGUGGUUAUGGAGCUGAACAAGGUGAAAAAGCAUUGAGAGCGGCACUUGCUUCAACAUUUUAUAGCAACCUUGGCAUUGAGGAAGAUGAUAUAUUUGUCUCAGAUGGUGCUAAAUGUGAUAUAGGUCGCCUUCAGGUCGUUUUUGGAUCUAAUGUUACAAUGGCAGUGCAAGACCCAUCAUACCCGGCUUAUGUAGAUUCCAGUGUUAUCAUGGGUCAGACGGGACAGUUUCAAAAGGAUGUUGAGAAGUAUGCAAAUAUUGAGUACAUGAGGUGUACCCCAGAGAAUGGAUUUUUUCCCGAUUUAUCGACUGUUGCUAGAACAGAUAUCAUAUUUUUCUGUUCUCCAAACAAUCCUACUGGUGCUGCUGCAACAAGAGAGCAAUUGACUCAGUUAGUUCAGUUUGCUAAGGACAAUGGGUCUAUCAUUGUCUAUGAUUCUGCAUAUGCCAUUUAUAUGUCAGAUGAUAGCCCGCGCUCUAUCUUUGAAAUUCCUGGAGCAAAAGAGGUUGCAAUUGAAACAGCUUCCUUUAGCAAGUAUGCUGGGUUCACUGGAGUUCGUCUAGGUUGGACUGUUGUUCCAAAACAGCUUCUAUUUUCAGAUGGAUUUCCCGUUGCCAAGGACUUCAACCGUAUUGUUUGUACUUGCUUUAAUGGUGCAUCUAAUAUUGCCCAAGCUGGUGGCUUGGCUUGCCUUUUACCUGAAGGGCUUGAGGCUAUGCAAGAGGUGAUUGGCUUCUACAAAGAAAAUACCAAAAUUAUAGUAGGGGCAUUUAACUCGCUUGGGUUUAAAGUGUAUGGAGGACAGAAUGCACCAUAUGUGUGGGUUCACUUUCCUGGCCAAAACUCAUGGGAUGUGUUCAGUGAGAUACUUGAGAAGACCCACAUUGUUACUACGCCUGGAAGUGGUUUUGGACCUGGUGGUGAAGGUUUCAUCAGGGUCAGUGCAUUUGGUCACCGGGAGAAUGUCUUGGAAGCCUGCAGAAGAUUCCAGCAGCUUUACAAUUGAAUCAAGAGCAUUUGACUGAUUUAGGGUAUCUCAGUUCUGGAUCUGAAAUGAAAGACGUGCUGCUUCUAUGAUUUAUGUUCUCUUUUCUUUGAGGACCAUUGAUCAUGAUAUCUCAUCGGAACUAUGUUUAGGAAAUUCCUUGGAAAUGCAGAGCGUUUGGCAUGUAAAAUGAAUUUCAUCUACCGAAACCUGGCUUUUAUAUAUAUAAUAAGUUGAUGAAA